Thamnophis sirtalis is the source of this 870-nucleotide messenger RNA. Lineage: Eukaryota; Metazoa; Chordata; Lepidosauria; Squamata; Natricidae. The record is from RefSeq and is a predicted model, not a curated record.
AUGGAGCCGAGCGGGGCCCCCGAGGAAGGGCCGGAGGCGCCGCUUCCCCUGCAGGCGCCCUGCAGCUUCGGCUCCGCGCUCUGCUUCAGCUCGUCCGGCGGCGGCGGCGGCGGCGGCGAUGGCGAUGAUGCCCAGGCGCCGCGUCCGGAGCUCGAGGCCGCCUCUCCUUCCUCCUCGUCGUCGGGCAGCGGCGUGGUGAAGCACCAGUGGGACCUGAACAGCGCGGCGGCCGAGUCGGAGGAAGAGGAGGAGGAGGAGGAGGAGGGCGGCAGCCGCGGCAAACCCUCGCCGGUCUCUGCGGGCAGCCCCGACUCCGACGCGCCCGGCGAGGCGGCCCCGCUCCGGCCUUUCCCCUCGCCGGCGGCGGCGGCGGCGUCUUCCGAGGAGCCGGACCUGGUGAUCGAGGUGUGCGGGCGUCGCGUGCGGGCGCACAAGGCGGCGCUGGCGGCCAAGAGCGACUAUUUCCGCGCGCGAUCCUCGCGGGACGUGCUGCGCCUGAAGGGCGUGAGCCUGGCGGCGCUGCGGCUGCUGCUGGAGUACGUGUACACGGCGCGCAUGGCCGAGGUGCGGCACGACAACCUGGCCGAGGUGGUGAGCGGGGCGCGCGUGCUGCAGAUGCCCUGCGCCCUGCACUGCGCCGCCGAGGCCAUGCGCGCCCAGCUCAGCCUGGCCAACUGCUACCAGCUGCUCUGCCUGGCCAAGAAGCAGCGCCUGGCCGAGCUGCGCGAAGCCGCCUUCCGCUUCAUGAGCGACCACUACCUGCAGGUGCUGCGCGAGCCCGCCGUCUACGGCCGCCUGAGCGGGGCCGAGCGGGAGCUCAUCCUGCGCCGACGCCUGGAGGCCGGCCGGGCCUGCCUGCUGGUGGCCGAG